Messenger RNA from Durusdinium trenchii, 1704 nucleotides. The record is from the annotation of a GenBank genome assembly. Lineage: Eukaryota; Dinophyceae; Suessiales; Symbiodiniaceae.
AUGAAGAGGCUCUUUGUGGCUGUUGCGACGCUUUGGUCGACGACUAAUGGAAUCCACCAGGCGAGAAAGAAUCGCCAAUCCGUACGAGCAGGUGGUUUGGAUAUCGAUGAGGAGCUUCGUGAGGUCGCACAGAAGGCUGAAGAGACUGUUCAAGCAGUAGAAGCCGAAGCGGAGAAACCGACCGGGACAAUCAGGAGGAGAGGGCCGUUUUGGGCAACCUUUUCUGGGCUUUUGAGGGAGAAGGCAUCGAUGCCCUACAGCCAAUUCGAAAACAAAUGUGUGGAACACCUUCAGGAGGUGAGCACCUCCUUGGCUGAUGCAUAUGGUGAAGCUCAGGUCAAACAUCUCCUCAGAAGUGAAUGUCGUCUUGAGGGCGAGUUUCCCCAAAGCGUCAACUCUGGCUUUAACGAAGUCGAGGAAUGCAUGAAAUUUGCAGACAAGCUUGCUGCUGUGCAGAAGGACCAAGGGUUUAGUGCACUCUGCAAGCAGUUCUAUCAGCAGGCAGCCAUGUCAUCUCAGCAGAGAGUCUCCCAAAGCGAUUCCAAAGCGGGCACAGCUGGUGACACCCACCAAGCGAAUGAGACAUUGUGGUGGUCUAAUCUGUGGAAUCUUUGGCGUGGCUUCGCUGACAAGAUGUACCGUGCACCAGAUGUGGGUGCGCAAGUUGGAGUUAGCCGCCAAGAUUCGAAGCGAUUUGGCCAACACAGUGAUGCAGGUGGAAGUGCAGUCAGUGGCAGCAGGGAUGCGGAAACCACAGAGGAUAGCCUGACAAAUCCGAGAAGCGAAACAAGCAGCGCAAAGUCCGUUGCGGAAAGCACAGACGAUGCAGCAAAUGCAGCUUACGAGGAGUCACUGCAGGCAGGCAAGAACCCAGAUGAAGCUGCAGAAGCGGCUGCUGCUGCUGCAGGUAAGGCUGCAGCACGGGCGGCAAAAGCCGAAGGCAAAAGCCCUGAGGAAAUUGAAAGAGUGGCAGCUGAAGCAGCACGGAAAGCUGCUUUGGCAAACGGACUAAGUGACGAGGAGGCAGCCGCAGCAGGCGCAAGUGCUCAGCGCACAGCAGGCAGUGCAGCGAGCUUGAAAACUUCGUCUAGUGGCUCUAGAGGCUCCGCCUCGAUCGAUUCUCACGGAUCCACUACAUCCUCUGAUUCAAAGGGCUCAGGCGCAUUGGGAAGGGCAGGUGCAGAAUCUCCUGAUCGCACUGGCCACUCUGGACUGACAAGCUGGUUCAAUUGGCUGUGGAGCUGGGCGUGGCCGGUCCGGUCAGAUCAGAUGGACAAAUCCUACUCGGGAGCACCUGCAAAGUCCACCAGCACUUCCCGAAAAGAGGAUUCUUUGGGCCUUCAAGAAGCAGACCUGGACCGCUUGGAUGCAAUUCUGGAUGGAGCAAGGGAUGGCGGGAACAUCAGUGGGAGUGCAGCCGAAGAACAAUACAUUUCGGUUUGCACGAAGCAUUUGAAGAAGGUAGGGCGCACCAUUGAUUCUUCAUACUCUGACAUUGAGGCAGAACAGGUGCUGAAAUCCCAGUGCAUGCUUGAUAAGGAGUUUGCAUCGUCAAGACAAGAAUCCUUCAUGAAGGAGAAGGAGUGUAAUUUGUUUGCCAAGCUCUUCCUGAAAGCACGCUAUCAGGACUUGGUGGGCAGUGCCGCCUCCUACAAGAAACUUUGCAAGUGGUACUUCACCUACAUACAAAGACCAGGUACUUAG